This is a messenger RNA of Prosopis cineraria, 798 nucleotides long. Its product is annotated as alpha carbonic anhydrase 7-like. The transcript has 7 exons. Gene Ontology annotation, molecular function: carbonate dehydratase activity; zinc ion binding. Lineage: Eukaryota; Viridiplantae; Streptophyta; Magnoliopsida; Fabales; Fabaceae. The record is from RefSeq and is a predicted model, not a curated record. Bases 1 to 798 code for a protein of 265 amino acids.
AUGGACAAAAUUCCCAGAAUUUCAAUCUUCUUCUUGGCACUCCUUUUCCUCUCGUUCUCUGCAACCUCUUCUGAGGAUCAUGACUUUAGCUACGACCCGGAUAGUGAGAAUGGGCCCGAUCACUGGGGAGACAUUCGACCCGAGUGGUACAAGUGCAAAAAUGGAACCAUGCAAUCUCCCAUUAAUUUGAAUGAGUCUCAGUUAACAUCCAGUUUAGGCCCUCUUCAGCUCUACUAUCGUUCCUCCAAUGCUACUCUUUUCAGUACCGGCCACGAAAUUACGGUGGAGUGGGCUGGAGACGCUGGCUAUCUUCUCAUCAAUGGAACCAUAUACAGGCUCCAACAAUGUCACUGGCAUUCUCCUGCCGAACACACUAUCAAUGGCAAGAGGUUUGAUUUGGAGAUACAUUUGGUGCACCAAAGCAAAGAAGGACAAAUUGCGGUGAUUGGCGUAUUUUAUAGAAUCGGGAUGGCCGAUCCUUUCUUAGGAACGGUGAGGGAUGCUUUGAUACGCAUUUCUCAAGACAGAGAGGCGAAAGUACCAUUGGGUAUGGUAGAUCCAAAGUCUGUGAUCAACAUAAACAGGAAAGUGUAUUACAGAUAUAUGGGUUCUUUAACAACUCCUCCUUGUGAUGAGAAUGUGGUGUGGACCAUUGUUGGACAGGUUAAUUUUGUUUCAAGGGAGCAAAUUGAACUGCUUCGACGUGCGGUUCGAGACGCAUCAUAUACCAAUGCAAGACCACUGCAAAAACUAAAUAAUCGCUUGGUGCAACUCCAAGUAACAAAUAUUCACAAGUAG